AUGGCCAUUCUUCUGCGACGAGAAUGCGACGCGAGUAAUGCGAAUUCGGCCGAGUGUGAGAAGCCCGUCAGCGAUUUUCUCAAGACAGGCGUGCCGGGCAUUAUCGUGGGGAUACUCGUCCUGAUCGCGAUCUGUGUCUGCUGCUACUUUCUCUACCGGAAUAAGAGACGAGAUGCGCGCGAGGCCGAGGACGCGCGCCGCUGGAAUGUCGACGACCGGUAG
Messenger RNA from Aspergillus clavatus NRRL 1, 222 nucleotides. RefSeq lists its product as uncharacterized. The transcript is spliced from 2 exons. The record is from RefSeq and is a predicted model, not a curated record. NCBI's taxonomy places the organism in Eukaryota, Fungi, Ascomycota, Eurotiomycetes, Eurotiales, Aspergillaceae. The coding region runs from base 1 to 222 and encodes 73 amino acids.